Messenger RNA from Phlebotomus argentipes, 3596 nucleotides. RefSeq names its product cyclic nucleotide-gated cation channel subunit A (gene CngA). The transcript is spliced from 12 exons. Bases 1 to 2256 code for a protein of 751 amino acids. Gene Ontology annotation, molecular function: protein-containing complex binding; intracellularly cGMP-activated cation channel activity; intracellularly cAMP-activated cation channel activity. Gene Ontology annotation, cellular component: intracellular cyclic nucleotide activated cation channel complex; plasma membrane. Lineage: Eukaryota; Metazoa; Arthropoda; Insecta; Diptera; Psychodidae. Gene Ontology annotation, biological process: monoatomic cation transmembrane transport. The record is from RefSeq and is a predicted model, not a curated record.
AUGUGGACGUAUAUGAUGGCAGCGGCUCGUGGAGACCGAGCAAUUUCCAUGAUCAACGCCCGCCGAACUAAUGAGACCAGCGAUUACGACUUCUCCAGAUACAGUUACAGAUAUCCGAGUGCACUGUAUCAGAAUCCCCAUCGAAUACGAGCCAUAAAUGGACCACUGUACAGCACGACGUCAUUUGCAGACGUCCAGAGCAAUUUCCAUGGUGCCACCAACAUCUCCUCCACAGUCCCCUCGUCCCAGUUCACCAAUGCCACCCUCGCCAAUUGCACUCGGCGCUUCGAGCUGGCAGAUGUCAUGGGUCCAGACGCCACACUCUCCAUGCAGGACAUUCGCGCCGGACUGGAGAUUCCCAACGACGAUGAGGCGCAAAAUAAGGAAACAUCGGGGCAGUCAAAGUUAACAGCACUGCGUCGUUCCUUCAAUGCACUGAGAUUUAGACUAUCCAAGAGGGGCCGAUCCAACACACAAGAUUGGUUCCUGGACAAAUUCUCAAACAUCCCAGCAACCAAGAAGACCACUGGUGAACCAUCUGAACCAACCAACGGUGAUAGUUUCUGCAAUCGGUUGUCAGUCGAUCCGUCCUUGCCUUCACACUACAGGUGGUUGCUCGUUGUGUCCGUCGCCGUUCUCUACAAUGUCAUUUUUGUGAUAGGACGUGCCGUCUUCUGGGAGUUGAACAAGAAAUCCCCCGCUCUGUGGUGGAUUCUUGAUUACACGUGUGACUUUAUCUACAUCAUCGAUACACUUGUUCACUGUCACGAAGGUUACCUAGAGCAGGGGCUCCUAGUGCGAAAUGCCGCAAAAUUGCGUCGCCACUACUUCUCCACGAAGGGUUGGCGGCUCGAUUUGCUCUCAAUUCUUCCUACCGAUAUUGCCUACUUGUGGUGGCCGCCGAGCUCCUGCAAUGCUCGUGUGCCGUGUCCUGUUAUCGUGCGAAUCAAUAGACUUCUGCGUAUGCCGAGGAUGUGGGAAUGGUUCGAUAGGACAGAAACAGCUACCGGCUAUCCGAAUGUAUUUCGAAUAUGCAAAGUUGUUCUGGCCAUUCUUGUGCUCAUCCACUGGAAUGCGUGUCUCUACUUUGCAAUUAGCUACGCUCUGGGCUUUGGCACAGACAAUUGGGUGUACAACUUAAAUGGACCGAAGAACUCGACACUGUCACGUCAGUACAUUUACAGCUUCUACUGGUCCACACUCACCCUCACGACCAUUGGAGAAACCCCAACGCCGGAGAACGACGCCGAGUACCUCUUCGUCGUGGCGGACUUUCUCGCCGGCGUACUCAUCUUCGCCACCAUUGUCGGAAAUAUUGGCUCUAUGAUAUCCAAUAUGAAUGUGGCGAGGGUCGAAUUUCAGAACCGAAUGGAUGGUGUGAAACAAUAUAUGGCCUUCAGGAAGGUUGGCGGCGAACUCGAGGCACGAGUGAUCCGCUGGUUCGCCUACACGUGGGCCCAAAGUGGGGCACUCGACGAGGAGCGCGUGUUGGCGGCGCUGCCGGACAAACUCAAGGCGGAAAUUGCCAUUCGAGUGCACAUGGACACGCUGAAGCAAGUGAGGAUCUUCCAAGACUGCGAGCCCGGAUUGCUCGAAGCGCUUGUCCUUAAAUUGAAGCUCCAGGUUUUCAGUCCGGGCGACUACAUUUGCCGCAAAGGUGACGUCGGCAAGGAGAUGUACAUCGUGAAGCGCGGUCGCCUGUCGGUGGUGGGUGACGACGGCGUGAUGGUGCUGGCGACGCUGGGCGCGGGCUCUGUGUUCGGCGAAGUGUCUGUGCUGGAAAUAGCCGGCAAUCGGACUGGGAAUCGUCGCACGGCGAACGUCCGAUCAAUAGGCUAUUCGGAUUUAUUCUGCCUGGCGAAACGUGACUUGUGGGAGACACUGGCAGAUUAUCCCGAGGCGAGAGCUUCCCUCACCGAGCGUGGUUGUCAACUGCUUAGAAAGGACGGAUUACUUGAUGAAGAAGUUUUUGCCAAUUCGCAGCGAGUGCAGGAUUCCCUUGAGAGUGGCGUCGUGAAAUUGGAGAGUGCUGUUGAGAAUUUGAAUUUGCGCCUCGCUCGUCUCUUGGCAGAAUAUUCGGCGAGUCAGGCCAAAUUGAAGCAGAGAAUUGCAAAAUUGGAAUUGAGCAGCACAUUGCCAUGUGGCGAUGAACAGAGCAGAAUUCAGAGAUCGCGAAUCCAUUCAUCAUUGCAGCCACGUCGGCGGAAAUCACGUGCAUCGUCUGCCUCAUCGACCAACAAACAGAACACACUGUGAAAUUUUUUCCCACUUUUCCUCUUCAUUCCCCCUUUUUUCACACACUCUCUCUCUAAAACAUAUAAGUUCUCUGUCCUCUUUCUCUUCUUCUUCUUCUCGUGUAAAAUUAGAUUUUAAAGUGGAGAAUCUCUUUUGAAAAUCAACUGGAGAAUGUUCUUUGUGCCUCAAGAGUUUAAAAAAAAAGAGUCAUUUGUGUGAUUAUGGGAUGGAAUUUUAUGGGGAAAGUCUUAUCAGAUGCCGUCAAAGCUCAUUUCACACGAUCAACUUUGCUGUUCUUUCGCAGUCAUGUCUGGAAAAGCUUCUCCUUUCUGAGAAGGAGGAGGAGAAGGGAUGGGAAAAUGUCUCAAGUUCUUGGUCAUGUCGCUGUGCAAGUUUUAUGGCAUAAAUUUUUAGUAUAAUUUGGUAUUUGUGAAGGAAAACCACCUUAAAAAGUCAAUUAAUAAGGAGUAUUUUUCAAAUUAUAUAUUGUAUAGAGAAAUUAAUAUAACAAAAUCUUAUGGUGGAUUUUUAAAUUUGAUUUUCUUUUGUGUAUUUUGCUGCUUAAGGACAGACGAAUAAGAAAAGUCAUCGACUUUUGAUCACAUUUCCUAAUAUACAAUUUAUCAAUGAAGGUUUUUCUAUUUCAAUGCUUAAAAUAUCCUCACGUUUUUGCCAUGAAAUAAUAAAUUCCAUUAAAUUGACAAAUCAAUUCACUUGCAGAGUGAAUAAAUGGAGCCUCAAGGAACGAAUGAUGCAUUGAAAUUAUCAUCUCAAUUGUAUUAAAAACUAUUCUAUGCAUUGCAUACACGUCACAUAUAAUUAAUUGACAAUAUUUAGGUUGAGAUCCAGAAUGCCAGUAGCACAAUUAGUAUUCUUACCAGUAUUGAAUAUCGAAUCUCAAUCCACCUUUUGCUAUCCACAGAAGAAUUUAAUCUUCCCAUUGUUUGAGCAAUUUGUAUUUAAUUACAAUUGAUUGCUUAAUGGUAUUUAAUUGUCUGACUCGGAUAUAAAUGGCUUUUUAAUAUAGUUAUAAUUUAUUUAUGUAAUUUAUUUUAGAGAGAGAGAGAGAAAAAAGCUCUCACAUUCACCAUCUCACCUAAUUUGAGGUGCUUUUUUUGAUGAUCGUGUGAAUUUAGCGUCGAUGGAAAAAUCUCUGGUGAAUUUCCCCUAAUUCUAUAUGUAUAAUAGCACAUCUCAUCAUGUUAUUGUGUUACUUGAGAAGAGAUGAUGAAAUUGUGAAGCAUGUUAGGAAAGAUUGUAAGAAGAAAGAUUGUUGAGAAAGGUUUGCAAAUUUGAUGGCAGAGUAUUUUGGUCAAAAGAGAUAUAAUAGUGUUAUAUUUUUUAAUAAAGAACAGAGAAAG